Arachis ipaensis is the source of this 1857-nucleotide messenger RNA. RefSeq lists its product as uncharacterized. Gene Ontology annotation, biological process: proteolysis. Lineage: Eukaryota; Viridiplantae; Streptophyta; Magnoliopsida; Fabales; Fabaceae. Gene Ontology annotation, molecular function: aspartic-type endopeptidase activity. The record is from RefSeq and is a predicted model, not a curated record.
AUGGACUUCGUACUGGUCCAAAGUGGAACAGGCCACGAGGCCGAGCCCGGAGGGGAUGCUGCCGUGACUACUUCCCAGCAGCGCACAAGAUCCCCCCCAAGACACCCAACACAAUCUCGCGAAGGACGCCCCUUCGGGGGAACUGGCGACAACCACGCCAAAAUAAUGCAAGAACAGCACCAUAGGAUGCAAGACCUGGAACACUGGCUGGCAGACAGGGAACACGACCAGCACACCCCAGAACAAAGCCACUCCCGCUCUCACUCUAGGAGCCACUGCAGACGCACGCCCAGCCCCCAGGCCGAAUCCAAGAGCACUGGGGAAAGAGGACGCGCUAGGAGACGCCAUGACCCUGUCAUCUAUGCCAGACAAGAACGGCGGCACACUACAGGUCAGGGAACCGAAGACGCUCGUCGGGAGGACGAUGAAGGAAGAACGAGGAGAACGCGGGGACCCAUGAUAAUGGGGGCGAUCCCAUUUCAUCGUUCCAUACUCGAGGUCCGGCUACCAAAACACUUUGACAAGCCAAUGGACAUGAGGUACGACGGAACACAAGACCCGCUGGAAUACCUCACGACCUUUGAGGCCAGAAUGAACCUUGAGGGAGUGGGAGACGAGGUAAGAUGCUGCGCCUUCCCGAUCACCCUGGCGGGGCCUGCAAUACGGUGGUUCAAUAACCUCCCGCAGGGCUCGGUGACCGGCUUCGCAGAUAUCAGCCACACCUUCUUAGCCCAAUUCACGACCAGGAUCGCAAAGGCGAAGCACCCAAUCAACCUGCUCGGGGUAACCCAGCGACCCGACGAGUCGAUUAGGAAAUACCUAGAUAGAUUCAACGAUGAAUGCCUGGAAAUCGACGGACUGACGGACUCGGUCGCGAGUUUGUGCCUGACGAAUGGACUCCUGAACGAGGACUUCAGAAAGCACCUUACCACGAAACCAGUGUGGAGUAUGCAGGAAAUCCAAUGUGUGGCCAAGGAGUACAUCAAUGACGAAGAAGUGAGCCGAGUCGUGGCUGCCAACAAACGGCAGCCCACUCAUAAUCAAGACCGGCACCGCGGAAGCAGAGAAGGACAAAAGGAGCACGCCAGAGACAGCGGCCCGAGCAAGGCUCCCAGACCAUUUCCUCGUGUUGAGAAGUUCACCAACUACACCCCUCUCACCGCGCCGAUCAUGGAAGUUUAUCAACAAAUUGCCGAAAAGGGGAUCUUGUCAAAGCCCCGACCACUGAAGGAACGAACAGGGGGAAACCGAAGCCUCUACUGUGACUAUCACAAGGGCUAUGGGCAUAAAACCCAAGACUGCUUCAAUCUAAAGGACGCGCUGGAGCAGGUCAUCAGGGAUGGAAAGCUAGCCAUAUUUUCCCACCUCAUAAGGGAGCCAAGGCGACGAAAUCGCGACCACGACAGUGAAGAUAGGACUCGGGCACCGAAGCGACGCCAAGAACCGGAGGACGACGACCAGGGCCUCACCAUAGUGAACGUGGUAACAGCUAGGAAUGCAGCACCUAGGUCAAAGUCGGCACACAAGAAAGACGCCAAAGUCCUGGCGGUCUCCUCAUCCUCCACGCGAAGCACUAGGAAGCUCCCACCCAUUUCGUUCGGCCCGGAAGAUCAGUGGUUCGACAAGAUCGGAGAGAGUCCUCCCAUGGUCAUAACGGCCAGGGUAGCAACCGGUCUCGUCAAACGAAUCCUUGUAGAUACGGGGGCAGACUCGAACAUCAUAUUCCGUAAUGUGUUCGAUGCUUUGGGCCUGAGGGACGCCAACCUACAGACGCACCAGCACGGUGUCGUAGGGCUUGGCAACCAUUUCAUCAAGCCAGAUGGCAUAAUCACCCUGCCGAUCUCACUGGGACAAUGA